ACUACUACACGGUAAUUCGGUGAAAGGUAAACUAAGGGUAUUUCUAAGCUGUUAGUUUAUUGAAAUGACGAUCAUUAACUGCUAGCAAUAAUGCCUUACUUAGAUGUGUGCAUCAAGAAACGGAUAUCUUAUCGCUUGUGCUAAAAAUAAUUUGGGACAAAUACAUGGUUUGGGUGAUUACGAACUAACGAAUGCAUCCGAUUUGAUUCAUCAACAGGGAUUCGGCGAUUAUGCCAUGAGUGCGAUAUUUGGUUUGAUCCCUAAUAUGUUGACGGUGCUACCGUUUGAGCGAGCGCAGCUUCAUUAAGCUGAGGAAUGGAACUAUAAACCAGAACUGUGGACUUCUCUGCAGGAGACAAGUGAAAUGGACAGCUCCAUGGAGAAUUACUACCCCAUCGACAAGGGAUGGGCCUGGAUUGUUCUUCUUGCUUGUUCUUUUCAACAACUGCUGCUGAUUGGGACUCACGUAUCCUUUGGGAUCCUCUUCAACGAGUUCAUGGAUAAAUUCAAUUCCUCUGCUACCAUCAUUUCUCUUAGUUUGUCCAUCCAAACAGUGUUUCUCAGCCUGCUGUCUCUCUUCAUCUUGAGCAUUGGUUCAAGGCUGCUCUCCAAUCGAGUGUAUGUCAUGUUUGGGGGCGUGAUGGGUUUCACAGCUUUUAUUUUGAACGCAUACUUACCAGAUAUUACCUAUCUGAUUCUUUCUCAGGGCAUCUUCUUCGGAAUGACUCAUGCAUGUGUCCAAGGUCCAAGUUUAGUGAUGGUGGGAAAAUACUUCAAGACACACCGAGGCCUGGCGACGACCUUAGCUAACGUGGGUGCCAGCUCCGGGAUAUUAUUGUUUCCGUUGAUUUUCCGUGCCAUGUUAGAAAUGUACGGCCUGCGCGGUGCCUUGCUCAUUCAAAGUGGAAUCUUGUUGAAUUUCUUUGUGGCAGGAAGUCUUAUGAGGCCUUUGUCUUUCUACGAAAAAUCAUCUAGAAGACAUCAUCAAAGUUCAAAAGGAGAGAAAUGUGAUGAACCGGAGCAAAUGACUACACUAUUGCAAGAUCAGAAAAUAGACAGUGCAGAGACUGGUUGUGUAGAAAAGGAAGAAUUGCACGUUAAAAUGAAAAGUGUUUAUCUAGAGCCUGUACAAAGAGAGCGGACAUAUUCUGACAGUCUGAGAGAACGGCCUGUACGUCCAUUCAGUCGGGUAAAAUCAGAGAUCAGCCGUUCCACCAAGUCUCUAAACAGAGUUAUAGACCACGCACCUGUCAACGGGAAUUUGGUCAUCGCCUCCAGCACGGGUGAUAUCAUUGGUUCCAUGUACAGCGUGUACUCUCUCAGUCGGGAUCGUGAGAAUCCACCGGAAGUUAACAGCAACACAGAUUCUGACGCCAAGAAACCCCAAAGUAAUUGUACAAAAAUAUUCCUACAAAUUAUAGGCUUUCGGGCUUUGAAGAUAAGGAUUUUUCAGAUUUGGAUGUUUGUGGCUUUCUUUGCUAUUCUUGGAAAUGCUCAGAUAGUUGUCUACGUCCCACCGCUUGCUGUUGAGAAGGGAAUCAGUAACAGUGACAGUGUUCUUCUGCUACCUCUGAUGGGCGCGUCUGAUUUGGCGGGGAAAUUUGUUCUUGCCAUCCUAACAAGAUUCAACAUUCUUUCUAAAGACAUGAUGAUGACUAUCUCUCUGUGGAUCCUGGGCGUGACGUUCAGCUGCAUUCCCCUGCUUUCAGAGUUUGUCCAUCUUGCUGUUUUUACGGGGAUACUUGGAUCCUGUGCUGGGGUUUAUUUUGCGCUUUUUCCUGCCGUGUUGGCUGAUUAUGUUGGCUUGACGAAUUUCUCCGAUGCCAUGGGAUUAACCAUGCUGGUGCAUGGAUUCGCCCUGACGAUAGGAAAUCCAAUCUUAGGUGCCAUAAAGGACUCCACGGGUUCGUUCGUUGGUUCCUUUCUGUAUACGGGCUCCAACACCAUUUUGAGUGCCAUUGCCAUGACAGUCUGUUGCGUUUACCAAAAGCGACAAAACCGAUAUCUUGAAAACCAACAAGAAGUGAUAGAGAAUGUCAUUACUCUGAGUGACUGAGUUACAUCUAUAACACAGCACGUCAUUACUCUGAGUAUCUGAGUUACAUUUAUAACACAGCACUCCAUUACUCUGAGUAUCUGAGUUACAUUUAUAACACAACGCGCCAUUACUCUGAGUAACUGAGUUACAUUUAUAACACAGCACUCCAUUACUCUGAGUAUCUGAGUUACAUCUAUAACACAACACGUCAUUACUCUGAGUAUCUGAUUUAUAACACAGCACGUCAUUACUCUGAGUAUCUGAGUUACAUCUAUAACACAGCACGUCAUUACUCUGAGUAUCUGAGUUACAUUUAUAACACAGCACUCCAUUACUCUGAGUAUCUGAGUUACAUCUAUAACACAGCACUCCAUUACUCUGAGUAUCUGAGUUACAUUUAUAACACAGCACUCCAUUACUCUGAGUAUCUGAGUUACAUUUAUAACACAGCACUCCAUUACUCUGAGUAUCUGAGUUACAUCUAUAACACAGCACGUCAUUACUCUGAGUAUCUGAGUUACAUUUAUAACACAGCACUCCAUUACUCUGAGUAUCUGAGUUACAUUUAUAACACAGCACUCCAUUACUCUGAGUAUCUGAGUUACAUUUAUAACACAGCACUCCAUUACUCUGAGUAUCUGAGUUACAUUUAUAACACAACGCGCCAUUACUCUGAGUUACAUUUAUAACUCACAACACGCUAUUUGUAUGUUGUUGGAUAUCCCAAUCAAAAAAAAAUCACUGGUAUUGAGAUGUUACUAAAUGUGGAUGAAGUACCACAAACUUUGACCUAUGCAUGAAUUAACGCCUACCAUGACACGUGACCUCUGUUGUUAAGGUUAUAUCUGAAAGACGUGUUACUUUCUCUACUAAUGCCGGAUGCUGGGGAAAGGAACAAUGAAAGCAUUUGAUUCAUGUAAAACAUAGCACAAACAUAAAUUUCAGUUUCCCUUGAGCCCCCACUCCAUUGAUAAUCUGCUAAUCACUUCGGUAAUUCCCCAGACUCGCAUAGCUUUAACUUUGUCAUGAUGCACGACCUUUUGCUCUGUGCGAGACUUAAUUACACAAACACUAUCAGACUUCACCUCGACAAUGAUGUAUUUGAGACAUCUGAACUUUUCAUUUUCGAAACAAGGUACAAGUCCUGCUUAUGUUUACAGGUUAAUUAGCUAUCAGUGAACGACUUCAGUGGGGAAACGAGAUUUUACAACGAAAAUUUUCUAUUCUUUCUCCCUGAACUGAUUGAUCAUUAACGUAUGUCAAGAUGUUGGACGCUUUUGACAUACAUUUUAGAAAUCUUGGUAUUCUCACCUCCCCAUGCGUUUUCCUGGCUGUUAACAAACACGAUUUGGGGAGUUACAUUUUAUGUAAAUACAAAGUAUAUUGUAUAAUCUGGAAAAAAAAUAAUCCACUUAUUCAUGUCUUUAUUUCUAUUACAAAAAAACUGUCAAUUUCAAUCCAUCAAAAAUGAGUCUCUUUAAACGUCUUAGUGUUGACGCGGCACAGAUAUCGUAAAUCGAACCCGAGACCCCUGGUUAUGAAGACAGCACCCUCGCCACUACGCUACCACAACGGGUCAUUGAUUCCCAUUUAAGGAAAUACUUUUAUCUGGAGAUAUUUAAAGCUACACUAAGUAAUGAAUUUCAUAAAGUUUAGUUACACGAUAGUGACGUCACGAUUCGGACUUGACUUCGUUUAUUUAUUUAUCUAUCUUGAUACAACACGAAUAUCAAAUUUAUUUUAUGCUUUAUGUAUACACAGUAAGAAUGCUCGCGUUGUGACUGAAGAGGGGGAGGUGACACUGGAUUUGAUCUUAGGCCGCAACAAAUGUGAGGCGUUCGACAUUUAAUAACACAACCAGUCUUCACUAAGAGCCGGCAUUAAGAGUCGCGCAUGUCACGAUAAAAAAAAAAAGACCUCUCUGCAUUUAAUCGAGUAUAUGUCCAAAUUUGUGGCACGUCAUUUGUGAGUGAAAUGAUCACGGAUUGAUUUUAAACGAACAAUUGCUCAACCAAUCUUAAAGUGCCAUGUUUAUGUCGUGAUAAAAUCAUGAUUUACGUAUUUGCUGUUUUUUGCAAUGAACAUUUUCUGCUGUUUAUAGCCAUGACGAUGACAUUGUACAACACAAUAAGGUUUCAAAUUCCAUGUCAAAUAGUUCUAUUACCUCGGGCUUGUGACGGGUGUAUCCGGUCAACAGGUUUGCUUACUCCUACUAGGCACCUGGUCCCUUCUCCGGCCUGUCCAGGCAUCCAUGUUAGACACCUGAUCCCUUAUCUGGCCUGUUUAAGGGUCUGUGUUAAGCACCUGAUCCCUUCUCGGGUCUGUAUUUACCUUGUUCUCUUAAUUUCAAUAAGAUUUGUUAGAUUCGUUGUUCAUACAGAAAUCCUGUUUUUAUUGCAAACUGAACAUCAUGAAUUUGUAACCUUUUUGGGUACAGAAUUUAUCCCACCCACCCCCUACCCCUUUUUUUUUAUUUGCCCUGUUCAGUUUGUUAUUGCAUUGUUAUUAGUAUUAAUAUUAUUUUGGUGCUCGUCUGGUAUGAUUUAAUUAAUUUUUAGAAAAAUUGUAUUUUCUUUUUUCAUCUUGCUUUGAUUACUAGUAUUCUGCUUUGCAUUAUGAAAUACAACUAUAAUUCUUGGCAAUAGACAAGAACAAUGCAGCUCAGAUAAUACCUAUGUAAUGUAUACCUGUCAUGUUAAUGCGUGAUCAGUUUAUUUUUCAUGGACAAUAUCCAAUUUACAUGUAUUUUUUUUCUUUCUUUCAAGCAAUCCAUGUCAAGCAUGUUUUCACGUUGUUAUCCAAUGAUAACUAUGAUUCGGGGUUUUUUUAAAAAAUGUUUUAUAUAUAUAUAUAUAUAUAUAUAUAUAUAUAUAUAUAUAUAUAUAUAUACUUUUUUUAACGAUUUUUAUUAUUUUAUUGAAUUGUUGUUAUUUAUUAUCAAAUCUCAGUAUUUUAAUCUCAGAUCAUAGUACAAAAUUGUUAUACAUGUAUAUAUGAAAUGUGUCAUACGGCUGGGAUCAGUCUUCUGUUUAACACUCUUUUUGGGGUAUUCUUCUGUUUAAGAGUGUUUAGCUUCUGUUGUUCAAUCAAAACUAAAAUAAAGCAAUGUGUGAGUUUUAA
Ostrea edulis (European flat oyster) is the source of this 5158-nucleotide messenger RNA. RefSeq names its product monocarboxylate transporter 5-like. Gene Ontology annotation, molecular function: monocarboxylic acid transmembrane transporter activity. Bases 365 to 2056 code for a protein of 563 amino acids. Gene Ontology annotation, biological process: transmembrane transport. Lineage: Eukaryota; Metazoa; Mollusca; Bivalvia; Ostreida; Ostreidae. The transcript is spliced from 6 exons. The record is from RefSeq and is a predicted model, not a curated record.